Dendroctonus ponderosae (mountain pine beetle) is the source of this 756-nucleotide messenger RNA. It is a transcript of the gene CHOp24, whose product is annotated as transmembrane emp24 domain-containing protein 2. The record is from RefSeq and is a predicted model, not a curated record. Gene Ontology annotation, biological process: Golgi organization; endoplasmic reticulum to Golgi vesicle-mediated transport; intracellular protein transport. The coding region runs from base 101 to 709 and encodes 202 amino acids. The transcript has 3 exons. Gene Ontology annotation, cellular component: COPII-coated ER to Golgi transport vesicle; endoplasmic reticulum; endoplasmic reticulum-Golgi intermediate compartment. NCBI's taxonomy places the organism in Eukaryota, Metazoa, Arthropoda, Insecta, Coleoptera, Curculionidae.
AUUGCGGUUGGCCAGCACGGGGCGGCAACGCCGCCCCCCGCCCUAGUAACAAUUAACCCAAAUAACAACCCUUUCUAGGUUAGAUACGUGGCUGUUGACAAUGAGGCAACAAAUGGGGCUCUGGGGGCUGCUGGGCGCCCUAUUGGUACUGGGGGUAGGGCAGGCGCGAGCCUACUACGUGACCGUGGACGCGCACGCCGAGGAGUGUUUCUUCGAGCAUGUGGACGCUGGCACCAAGCUGGGGCUGAGCUUCCAGAUAGCCGAGGGCGGCUUCCUGGACAUCGACGUGCGGAUCGUGGGGCCCGACGCCAAAGUGAUCUACGAGGAGGAGCGCCUGACGAGCGGCAAGUACUCGUUUGCCGCCCAUACGGUCGGCACCUACAGCUUCUGCUUCUCGAACAAGAUGUCCACGAUGACCCCCAAGGUGGUGAUGUUUGAUGUGGCCGUGGGCGAGCCCCCCAAGCCGGCGGAGGGCGAGACGGCCAACAAGCUGGAGGAUAUGAUUCGGGAGCUGACAGCGUCGCUGACGGCCGUCAAGCAGGAGCAGGACUACAUGCAGCUCAGGGACCGCAUCCAUCGCGCCAUCAACGAGAGCACCAACAGCCGCGUCGCCAUUUGGUCGGGCUUCGAGGCUGUGGUUCUAGUGGCCAUGACCAUGGGCCAGGUGUUCUACCUCAAGCGCUUCUUUGAGGUGCGCCGCGUCGUUUAGUGGCAGUUGGCUGUACGUUUAUUGCCCAUUACAGUUCUUUUGUAUUA